CGACUGGUUGGCUGGCUGGUUCUUUUUACAUGUACAUCCAUCCAUCUCUUCUUGACCGGUUUUUUCGUGUCGGACGAUUUACAUCACAUCCCCUAACGCAAUCUCUCAUAAAGAAACAGAAGAGACAGAAGAAGAAGAAGAAGAAGAAGAAGCUCCUAGCAUACUAGUGAACCCCUCGCCUACUCUCGUCUGCCUACUUCCACGACAUCAUGGACGCCGCACCUCCCUCCUAUCCUCCCCUUGAGGAGCGUCCCAUCAAGAACACCAUUGUUCUAUUCGACGUAGAUGGCACACUAUCGCCAGCCCGCCGCACCGCAACUCCCGAAAUGCUAGCCACGCUCGCCGCCCUACGCCAAAAGGUCGCCAUAGGAUAUGUCGGUGGUUCCGACCUGUCCAAGCAGCAAGAGCAGCUCGGCACCGCAGACCGCCCCGUGACCGCCAUGUUCGACUUCAGCUUCAGCGAGAACGGCCUGACCGCCUUCAAGCUGGGACAGGCCCUGCCCAGCACCAGUUUCAUCCAGUGGAUCGGCGAGGCGCAGUACAAGGAGCUCGUCAACUUCAUCCUGCACUACGUCGCCGACCUCGACAUCCCCGUCAAGCGAGGCACCUUCGUCGAGUUCCGCAACGGCAUGAUCAACGUCUCCCCUAUCGGCCGCAACGCCAAUCUCCAGGAACGUCUCGACUUUGAGAAGUACGACCUCGAGCACGGCAUCCGGCCCGCCUUUAUCGAGAAACUGAGGGAGAGAUUCGCUCACUUGGACUUGACGUACUCCAUCGGCGGCCAGCUCUCCUUCGACGUAUUUCCCACAGGGUGGGACAAGACCUACUGCAUAAAACACCUCGAGGACGAGUCCAAGAAGCCCAACGGUAUCGAGUACAACACGAUCCACUUCUUCGGCGACAAGACCUUCAAGGGCGGCAACGACUGGGAGAUUUACACCGACCCGCGCGUCACCGGCCACUCGGUUAAGGACCCCGACGACACCCGACGUAUACUGAAGGAGCUCUUCGAUGUCUAAAUAUUUAUUGUAGAGCGGGAGAUGGAAGAUAACUAGUUGAUUCGAGAUGAUACCUACACACGCCUAGAAUAGAUCCGGGGGUAAAAAGAACAUCCACAAGUAAAAGCACGCACUACUGGGGCAGUAGACGAACACGAAGACCCGGCACCGGAGUAAAAGUUCGAGGAAGUGAAGUAUUUGACAGAACGGAAAAGAAGGGGAAUAAAAAAACCAAAUAAGAGAAGUCUGAGGAUUAGCGCAUGAUUUAUUCACAAAGAGAUGAGACUAAGACUUUGGCUGCUGCCAUUCUUCUCUGAUAUACCUGCCUCCCACCUAACUACCUACCUACCUCUUAUAGAAUAUACUAGAGAGAUAGAACCAACAACGAAUAAAAAGACCGCUAGAAAGAAUCGGUUUAGAGGUUUCUAAGUCUUAAAA
Xylaria bambusicola is the source of this 1436-nucleotide messenger RNA. Its product is annotated as eukaryotic phosphomannomutase. The transcript has 2 exons. Gene Ontology annotation, cellular component: cytosol. Gene Ontology annotation, biological process: GDP-mannose biosynthetic process; protein N-linked glycosylation; mannose metabolic process. The record is from RefSeq and is a predicted model, not a curated record. NCBI's taxonomy places the organism in Eukaryota, Fungi, Ascomycota, Sordariomycetes, Xylariales, Xylariaceae. Bases 210 to 1019 code for a protein of 269 amino acids. Gene Ontology annotation, molecular function: phosphomannomutase activity.